AUUUUGAAAGUGAAUGUUAAGUCUGCAUGUUUUAUUCACUGCCAAAUUCAGACGAUGCGUCUCGACUUUUGCGCAGUUGUCUCGCGCGCUCUGUAGCAUCGAGGUCGAAUAAACUGUCUCCGGAUUUUAGCAGAACGUUACGAUACGACAUUGAGUUAGGAUAUAUGAUAUACAUUUUCUUUACAUAUAUAUAUAUGUAUAUAUGUAUUUAUACAUGUUAAUAUAUAGAUAAAUGUGUAUAUAAAUAUAUAUUUAUUAUCUCGCGUGUUGUCAGACAGUUCGCGUUAUCAACGAAUUCAUCGUACUCGAGUGAGACGAGAUUAGCUUCAAACGGAGCACUUGACCUUGAACUUACAGCUGUUAAAUUAGUAUCAAUGUCAACUCUUUAUUUUAUUUUUUAUUCGACUGGGAUCGGUCGUUGUGUUGUCUAAUCCAGGCGCGGAUAAGUUAUCAGUAUUUAUGUCGGAUUAAUCAUUUAAUAAAAUACUUUUAAUUUUAUCAUCAUUAUUAUUCUUAUUUUUAUUUUGCGCGUAUCUAUUUUUUUUAUCAAAAAAAAAACGAGAUAAAAAUAUAAAAUUACCAUUUUUUUCAAGGUUCGAAAUUGCGGAGUUAAAUUUAAAUUUAAAUUUGAAUUUGAAUUUAUAAUUACCGAGUACCAAAGAUUCGCGUUAUGUGAUUGAGUGAACGAAACCAAAAUUGCAACCAAAUUAUUACGUUUAGUUUAAAUUAAUAAUACGAGAAUUUAAAAUGAGUGAUAGUUUGAAUCAAAAUAUGAUUUUUUGAAAAUUCGUGGGUUUGAAUUUCCGGAAGUUGUGGGAUUUGUGCAUUGUAACAGAGUGAAUUGUUAACAAUAACAAUAAUAAUAAUUAUAUAAAUAUACAAUUCUUCUUACAAAAGUAAAACCGGUUGAGCAUCAAGAUGAUGAAGAAAGAGAAACCUAUGAUGUCGGUGACGGCUAUAAUCCAGGGUACACAGGCUCAACAUUGGGCUCGUGGUAACACCUGGUUGAGUCUCGAAAGCAGCAAUAUGUCAAUGUCUUCAGUAGGUCCUCAGAGUCCUCUUGACAUGAAACCUGAUACUGCGAGUCUUAUGAAUUCUGGAAAUUUCAGUCCUUCUGGUCCAAACAGCCCAGGAUCCUUUACUGUUGGCUGUCACAGUAGUAUGUUGAGCACUUCACCAAGUGGGCAAUCUAAAACAGGAGCUGGAUCACCGUAUCCGCCAAAUCAUCCCUUAUCUGGCAGCAAACAUUUGUGUUCAAUUUGCGGCGAUCGUGCUAGUGGCAAACACUACGGAGUUUACAGCUGUGAAGGCUGCAAAGGUUUUUUCAAACGUACAGUACGCAAAGAUUUAUCGUAUGCAUGUAGAGAAGAAAAGUCAUGUAUUAUUGACAAACGGCAACGUAAUCGUUGUCAAUAUUGUCGUUAUCAAAAAUGCCUCGCCAUGGGAAUGAAGCGUGAGGCUGUGCAAGAAGAACGCCAGCGUACCAAGGAACGUGACCAGAGUGAAGUCGAAAGUACAAGCAGUUUGCAUACAGAUAUGCCGGUUGAACGAAUUCUCGAAGCUGAAAAACGGGUUGAAUGCAAAUUAGAACAUCAGGGAAAUUAUGAAAAUGCCGUGUCAAGUAUUUGUACAGCGACAAACAAACAACUGUUUCAAUUAGUAGAGUGGGCAAAACACAUACCACACUUCACAUCAUUACCUAUCGAAGAUCAAGUAUUACUACUACGUGCUGGUUGGAAUGAAUUACUGAUAGCCGCAUUUUCUCACCGGUCAAUAGACGUUCAAGAUGGUAUUGUACUUGGCAAAGAUAUUAUUGUUAACCGAAGUUCGGCCCAACAAGCUGGAUUGAGUGCGAUAUUCGAUCGCGUGUUAUCAGAGCUUGUUACUAAAAUGCGUGAGAUGAAAAUGGAUAAAACAGAACUAGGCUGUUUGCGUGCAAUAAUUUUAUUCAAUUCCGAAAUACGCGGAUUGAAAUCAAUAAGUGAAGUUGAAUUACUAAGAGAAAAAGUAUACGCAGCUCUGGAAGACUAUGUCCGCAUAACCCGGCCAAAUGAACCAGGCCGCUUUGCUAAAUUAUUGUUACGUUUACCGUCACUACGUUCUAUAAGUCUUAAAUGCCUUGAACACUUAUUUUUCUAUCGUCUUAUCAGUAAUAUACCGAUCGAUUCAUUCCUUCUGGAAGUUUUGGAAUCAUCUUCGGAUCCUUAGGAUACGGAGGUGUGCCGAGUACUUGGGCACACCGACAUGUAAAAUUACGCAAUCAUUUUUUAUAUUUUGUUAAAUUCAAUUUAUCGACUAUAUAUUCACCUUCACUUAUUAAUUAUUAUUUAAUAAUAAUGGAUUUUUAUUUUAAUUCGUUAAAAUAAUUUUACUGUUAAGGUAAAAGACCCAAAGGACCCGCUCACUUUUCACGGGAAAUUAAACCACUCAAUAUAAAUUGGGAAAUGAAAUGAAAAAUCAUUUUUUGGAGUACAGUAAAAAAUACUGUGUUGAAAUCAACAUAAUUUGUAUGUUAAAAAUGGCCCACACGAUAUUUAUUAUUUUUAAACACAGACUAUUUGUGUUGAAUUUUAAAACUAUGCACGGCUACGGUUUCCGUGGCGCCACCAAAUGAUCGCGGAUUUUUGUAGAACUCGACGAAAUUAAAAUUUUUUUAAAGAGUAAAAUUUUUCGAUAUCUAGUUUAGUUAUCGAGACAUGAAAUUUAGAAAUUGAAAAAAAAAUUUUUUUUGCAAUGUAUUUUUAAUUUACAGUCCGCGUCACUUGGAUAGCUUCACCUAUUUUUUUUCAAUGACUGAUUCUUUACUCGCUGAUGUAUAAAAUUAUAUGUAUAUUUUAUAUUACUUAUUUAAGACAGAACAAGAUAUGUUGUUAGUGUUCGAGAAACAAAGCGAGGAUAUCGUGAGGGGGACAUGCCACUGGUCGGCAGUUCGUCACAUGGAUAGCCUCAGUCAAAUUUAUUGCGCAAAGGAACUAAUAAGUUUCAUUUUCGUAUUAUUAUGUUGCAAUUUUAUAGCGUAGUGAAAAAAUUAAAAUCGAUUUGAAACACCAAAAUUGGUUACUAUAUAAAAUGGGGCGCAAUAAAAUGUUAAGUAUUGAAGAAAUUAAUAAAAUUAAUUUUUUACUUAAUCAAAAUUUUUUCUCAUCAUGAAAUCGCUAGAAGAGUGAAUAGAAGUGCUAAAGUUAUUAAUAAUUUCGUGAAAAACAAUGAAAACUACGGAAAAAAUUAUAAAGGUCGAACGAAAUUCGCAACAACGCCAAGGGAACGUCGAAUGAUAAUUCGCGCGGCAUCUAAUUCCAUUAAGACUGAAGCAAAUAGCGGCAGAAGUUGGAACAGCAGCAUCUAUUUCAACUGUAACAAAAGGGUGUGCAGUCACCUGAUCCCAGUAAUUUGAUACAACGACAAGUGAUCCCUAAAAAUUGAUCCCACCGACAUCUGAUCCCACCGACAACUGAUCCCAAUGACACCUGGUCCAACUGACAAUAGAUCCCACCGAUCGCAUGUAAUACGUAUUCACAAGAUGCAGCGAUAUUCGAAAAUAAAAUAUAUUAUGCCUUUUUAAUUAUAAAAUAUUGAAUAUAUAAUAUUAACUAUAGAUUUUAAAAUAAAUCAAUAUAUAUUAUUAUUGUGUAAAUAUUUAUGGAUUUUAAAAUGAAUUAAUAUUUAAUAUUAUUGUGAAACUACUCUCUAAAUAUGAAUUAGUGAUUUUUCACUAAUUUCAAGUGAAUAUUCACUAAUUGUCAAUGCUACAAACGUACCACGCAGAAUUAGUGAAUAUUCACUUAAUGAAUAUGUGAAUAUUAGAAUUCACUGAUUUGAUCAGUGAAUAUGAGAAUCCACUAAAUUAAAAAGUGAAUAUGGGAACUUCUAUUUUUUUUUAUUUUGAAAGUUUUUAUUAAAAUUUUAAAAAAUAGUACCAUAAUUAUUAAUUAUAUUUAUAUCUAGUAAAAUAUUUAAUUAUUUUCUAGUUAAAGUUACUAGUGAAAUUGUGUAAUUCAUAAAUUAAGAAGUGAAUAACAGUUUCAAUUGUAAAAAUUAUGAAAAUAUCGCUAGUUCAGUAGUGAAAAUCACUAAUUUGCUAGUAAAAAUUAUAGUACUAAAUUUAUUAGUGAGAAUUCACUGAUUUGUUAUUUGAAUACACUGAUUAUUAAGUGAAUACUGCUUCACUAACGUAAUUAAUGCAAUUUACACUAAUUCAUGUUUAGAGAGUAAUUAUUAAUCUUCAAAUAAAAUUAUAUUCAUUAUUAUUGUGAAAAUAAUUAAGUAUUAUUAUUAAUGUAAGAUAUAAAAAUAUGUGUAACAUCAUAUUAUAUGAGAUUGGUGGGAUCAGUUGUCAGUUGUACCAGUUGUUUGUGGGAUCAGUUGCCCGUGGGAUCAAUUGUCGUGUGAUCAAUUGUCGUGUGAUCACUUGUCGGGGAUCAGUUGUCUGAGAUCAGUUGUCAUGGAACCUAACAAGAGUGAUAAGACGGUCAAAGCAUCUAAAGAGAAUGAAAUUGAAUAAAAAAUCGGCUUUGAAUCAAAAACACACAUCAGCACGACUUUUGUUUGUAAAAGAACAUAUGAGUUGGAUAGAUAAAUGGCUACAAGUAAUUUUUUUAGAUGAAAUAAAAUUAAAUUUAGAUGGACCUGAUGGAUGUAACUAUUACUUUUAUGAUUUGCGGAAGGAAGAAAAAAUUUUGAUUAAGAAUCAGAUAUUGAAAAAAAUAGGUGAAGCUAUCCAAGUGACGCGGACUGUAAUUAAAACAAUUAUUAGAGAAUUUAACGUAACCUAAAUUUGAACUUGAAAUAUUUUUUUUCAUUAUAAAAACGCAUUAAUCAGUUAAAGUGAGUGACUAGUCGGCUGCCCAAUUUCAAAACAGUAGCCGACAAAAAUAAAAUUUUUGAAACAUGAAUCGAAUCAUAUUCACAAGACUCCACUGCAAAUAAAAAUCUUAAAAAAUCGAUUUUAGAAAAUUUGUCCCUUACUGUGUUUUGAAAUUGAGCAGCCGCAGUAGUGGUCGGGCUUAGGGUCUUUUUCCUCAUAAUUAAUUUCGUUUACUCGUGCAAUUUUUAAAAAAUUAAUAUUAUUAAUUAAGACGUUUUUUUUUGUUACGAAAUAUUUUUCUAUUUCUUAAAAUUAUUUAGUAAUUUUUAAAUGUAAAUAGCACCAUAUACUUAAAUAAUAAUAAUAAUAAAUAUAUAAAUAACGUAAAUAAAUAUUACUAUAAAUAUCAGCAAUAUCAAUCGAACAAGAAAAAAAAAUCACAUUCCAUCCUAACCUCUCUUCUGAUAAAUUUCCGUUUACAUGUAAAUUAAUACAAGUUGAAUACUUCUAUAAAUAAAUGUAUACUGUCAUUUUAAGACAUUUUUUUUCCUAUUCACUGUUAAAAAUUAUUUUGUCUGAAUUGAAAAAAAAAAAAAAUAAUAAAUAAUUCUGCUGUCUUAUCAUUUACCGUAAAGAUACAAAAAAAAGUCGGAUGUCUUGUACUUUAGGUUUCAUUAAACUCAUAAGGCAACAUCGUGAUUUUCUGAUAAAUUUCCACUUUGUGUCGGUGUGACAUAAAUAUCUAUUAUUUUAAAAUGCCUGAAUUAAAAAAAUUUUUUUAAAGAAUUUUUUACUGAAUGUUUUUUUCGUAAUUAAUUUUAAACUCAGACAAUUAUUUGAUGAUAGGAAAUCCACAAAAAAAUCUAUUUCUGUAUUUCAAAAAAAAAAAAUGUUUUAAAAUUAUAAGACUAUAAAAUUCUAAUAAUAGACUUACGCUACAUUGUAUAAAAUAUUGUGUUAAAAGUCGACACAAUUUGUGUGUUAAAAAUGAUCUGCACAAUAUUUGUAUUAUCUUUUAACACAGCUCUAGUGGAUCCGAAUUACGGUAAAUUUACCGUAUUUUGAUGUAUAAUUCCAUAGUGCUACGGCAGAUUACAGCAAUCCACGGUAGUUUACCGUAAAUUGCGGCAAUUUACCAUAAUUUAAGGCAUUUUUACCGUAAACACGGUACAAUGCUUGACUUUACGGUAAGAUACUGUAAUUUUGCAGAAAAUCCGCACAUCCUACCCUAGCGGAUCCGAAUCACGGUAAAUACAGUGAUUUACCGUUAAUUACGGUAAUCUACGGUAAAUUACGGUAAUCUACGGCAAAUUUGCGGUGAAGCUGCGGUAAAUAUGCGGCAAUGUUGCGGUGAAAGUACGGUAGUUUACGGUAAAAAUGCCGCAUUUUUACCGUAAAGUUGUGGUAACAGUGCAGUACUUUACCGUAGAAGUUUUGUAAAAUUGCGGUAUUUCACCAUAUAAUUGCGGUAAAUUUGCUGUAUUUUACUGUAAUGUGAAGCAUUUCACUGGAAUGUCUGUUGAUAAUCGGAUAUUUGACUGUAAACAACUGUCUUUACUUGACAUUUCGGUACCGUGUCUUUAAGAUUUGGUAUUGUGUAGUGCUGGAUAUUAUUCAAAUCGUAAAGAAAUCUGUUCCCUAGCAGAUCCGAAUUACGGUAAAUUACAGCAAUUUACCGUAAAUUACCGCAACUUACCGUAAUUUUGCCGAAAAUCUACGGGAAUUUACCGUAAUUGCGGUAAAUUACCGUAGAUUUUCGGCGAAAUUACGGUAAAUUACGGUAUUUACCGCAAUUUACUGUACCCACCAUAAUUACCGUACUUUACGGUAAAAAUGCGAUAAUUUACGGUAAAUUGCGAUCUUUUUACCGUCAACCGCGGCAAAUUACCGCAAUUAACCGCGAAUUACGGUAGAUUACCGCAAUUGCCGUAAUUUACCGUAAUUCAGAUCUGCUAGGGCAUUCACGAAGAAAUAGCGCAAUGUCAUCGUACUUUAACGGUAAAAUACCCCUAGCUUGCCGCACAUUUAUGGUAAAAUACGGUACAUUUACCGUAAAAUACUACAGUUUACUGUAAAAUGUCAUAUUUUACCAUAGUUCUUCUGAAUACCGUAAAUUACAGUCAUUGCCAUUAUUUACGGUAAUCACCGUAAUUUACCAUGAUUCGGAUUCGCCAGAGAGAUCAUUUCACGUUACUGAUGCCAUAAGGGCGUAUCCCGAAAAAAAUACCAAAAUAUCAGUUGAGCACUACUGUUGAGUUCCCCCUCUACCAUCAGUCCGGGUAGCGAACGUGCUGGCUUUAUCGAAAAUCCGCUCGCGUUCAACUCGCUAUUAUUUGACCCCAAUCAAAAAUUAAUUUUUUUCAAAAUAGCCGAGUUUUUCGCAAUUAAAUUCUAGAUUUUUUAGAAUAGGUGCGAGUGCUGUAGUAAAUUUAGUUUCGGAGAUAUUGGCUUCCAAAGAAAAAGCGGUUUUUUGAUUUUUAAAAAUCAAAUUUUUGAGACAAAAUUUUUGAAAAAUGUUAAAAAUGUUCCUUUUAUUACCAGAAAUAUGUGGAAAAAAGAAAAAAUGAAAUCGGUUGAUUUUUCAGCUUGCUAGCUCAAUUUGGUUAUAAAACUUCGAUUGUUAAUAACUAAUAAACUAUCAGUCUGACGGGGAUUUAACCAAAAGCAAAAUUGUAGAUUUUAUUAAGCUCUACAAAUUUUAUAUGAAAACUUAACCCGCCAGAUUGAUAGUUUCAGAGAUAUUUAAUUUUUAAUUUACGUUUUUUUUGUUUGCCUAUUAUUUAUAAACAAAUUGAGACCGCCAUUAGAUACUUGUUACAAUUUCUUAUUAUCCUACUUGGUAUCGAAAUUUCAAAAAAUUAUUAUUUUUCGAUCAAUUUCCAGUUGGCACCGCCGAUUUGGCUAAUUUCUGUGGGCUAAAAGAAUUAUUUGAGACAAUCAUUUGUUGAAACUCGUUUUAGAAAUUAAAAAACCUACUUUUAUUCAAAAUGAUCACUCUCAAUUACAAAUAAAGUGAUCAAAGUUAAUUUCAAAUUUGAAAAAUUUUUUUUUUCGUCAUUUCUACGCGUUUCAAGUAAAAAUACGUUGUUUCCCGAAAAAAAAUUUUUUGGUACGCCCUUAUGGCAUUUGUAACGCGAUAUUUUUAACAUUACAUGAAAUAGUUCGAAAUUAUAAUAUAUUUAGUUAUCUAAAUAUUUUUUAUUAAAAUGAUAAAAAUUCCAGCUUUUAGUAAAUGGUAAAUUUUAAAUAUGAAUAAUUAAAAUUUUUAAGUUAAAUUGACAUUAAUAAAAUGUCCAUUUCACUUUUAUUUUCCUGAUAACUUUUCCGUGACUAUCGAUCGACUUUAACAUAAGUUUUGUGUUAAUUUAAAAGUAACACUUAAUAAAUCUUGAUAACUACAAUUUUUGUACUAAGUAACAUUUCUAAAGUGUUAAAUAGUACAUAGAUUUGAAAUUUUAAAGUAAAAACUAUUGAUUUAACACAAACCGAUUUUAACACACAAUAUUUUUUACUGUGUACCAAUUUUGUUUACUUUUUACAAAUGAUUUUAAACAGUGAAAAAAAACUUUGCUGUAAAUUAACAGCCUAAUUUAGACACAAAUAAAAAAAUCUAUAUAUAUAUAUAUAUAUAUAUAUAUAUAUAUAAAUAUAUAAAUAAUAUACUAUUGUUAUGUAAACUAUAAAAAAAUCGUUAUAAAAAUAAAUUCAAUACUGUAAUUAAAAUUCAUCUAAAAAUUUUCUUUAUAAAAAAAAAUGUAUUUUUUUUUUAUAAUUAAAUUUGUGUAAUAAAAAAAUUUGUCAGCAGUAUAACGAAUGAUAGUUUAAGAGAAUAAAUAAAAUAGAGUACGUUGAUAAUAUAAAUACUAAAAUAAAAACUCUCGUUUUAUUAUUAAUAUUCUUUUAUUAUUAUUAAUUGUGGCUUUGACUGAAUGAUCUAGAUGUAGUUUGGACUCAAUUUCGAAUAAACAAAUUGUGGUUAUGGGUAUUAAUUAAAAAAUAAAUAUAAAAUAAAACAUUUUUUUUUAUAUUUAUUAUUUUUAGUAAUUUUAUAUUUAAAUUUAGUUUAGUACGAAGGUAGACGAGAGUUUCUAGUUUUAUUUUUUAGUUUGAGUCAUUAAUCAUUGGUCCUUGAUAAUUAAUAAAUAAUAUAUUAACUACUGAUUAAAUAACUUUAAAAAAAUAAAUAAUUGAUUAAUGUUUAUAUAUUUUUGAGCGAAUGUUUAUGAUUGUUAGUUGUUGGUUAUUGUUAUUAAAUCAAUUAUAAAGUAAAUGUUAAAAGCUUGCCGUAAAAAUACAAAAUUUAAAUAAAUUAUUUGAAUUUUAUAAAAAUUACAUUUAUUUUUAAUUUAUCUGAUACUGUUUAGUAAUUAAUUUAUUUAUAAUUUUACUGUUAAAUGAAAUUUCAUUGAUUGAAUCUUUGGAAUUUAAUUUUUUUCAAAUUUUAUUUACUGACUUUUGAGACAAGGAUACAAUUUUUUAGUUCAAUUGAGCGAGAAAUGGGCGCGAAUGUUAUAAAAAAUUUUAAAUUAUGUGUUAAAAAUAGUCAUAUAUUUGUAUAUGAUUAUGAAACAUAUUAAAUAUAUAAAUACAAUAUGAAAAAUUUGUGUAAAUUUUUAGUGCACAGAAAAAAAUGAUUUUUUGGAGCAAGAAAAAUUUUUUAUUAUGAAAUGAAAACAGAAAUUUUUUUAGGACUAGAAAAUUUCUUGGCGCAAGAAAAAUUUUGAAUUAAAAACUGAAAGCAAAAAUUUUCUGAGGAAUAAAAAAAAUUUCUUGACACAAGAAAAAUUUUUCACUAUGAAAUAAAACAGAAAUUUUCUUAGGACUAGAAAAUUUCUUGACGCAAGAAAAAUUUUGAAUUAAGAAAUGAAAGCAAAAAUUUUCUGAGAAAUAGAAAAAAUUUCUUAGCUCAAGAAAAAUUUUGCAUUAAGAAAUAAAAACAAAAAUUUUCUUCGGACUAGAAAAAAUUUCUUGACGCAAAAAAAAUUUUUCACGAUGUAAUAGAACAGAAAUUUUCUUAGGACUAGAAAAUUUUCUUAGUUCAAGAAAAAUUUUGAAUUAAGAAAUGAAAAAAAAAAUUUUCUUAGAACU
Messenger RNA from Microplitis mediator, 9892 nucleotides. It is a transcript of the gene Usp, whose product is annotated as retinoic acid receptor RXR. Gene Ontology annotation, molecular function: zinc ion binding; RNA polymerase II cis-regulatory region sequence-specific DNA binding; nuclear steroid receptor activity. Lineage: Eukaryota; Metazoa; Arthropoda; Insecta; Hymenoptera; Braconidae. The record is from RefSeq and is a predicted model, not a curated record. Gene Ontology annotation, biological process: positive regulation of transcription by RNA polymerase II; cellular response to ecdysone; cell differentiation. Gene Ontology annotation, cellular component: nucleus; activator ecdysone receptor complex. Bases 919 to 2208 code for a protein of 429 amino acids. The transcript is spliced from 5 exons.